Messenger RNA from Patiria miniata (bat star), 6763 nucleotides. Its product is annotated as enhancer of polycomb homolog 1-like. Bases 255 to 2756 code for a protein of 833 amino acids. The record is from RefSeq and is a predicted model, not a curated record. Gene Ontology annotation, biological process: regulation of transcription by RNA polymerase II. Gene Ontology annotation, cellular component: piccolo histone acetyltransferase complex. NCBI's taxonomy places the organism in Eukaryota, Metazoa, Echinodermata, Asteroidea, Valvatida, Asterinidae. The transcript has 14 exons.
AUACAGGAGGAGCCCGUGCAAAGCAUCAUGGGACGGAUACUCAAUCCGCCAUGAUGUCGCGGCGACACGGUGAAAAAUACGAAUUAUGUUGUUUAUUUCAUAGUUUCUACCGAUUUUAAGAUCUGAAAAACCGCAUGUCAACCCAUAACGACAUUCACGAUCGCACGUCGGAUAGGUAUUUCGUGCUACCGAUCCCUAUUUGGGCAGUAUUUUAGGGGAUCGCACGCUGGGUCACCAGCGGGCAAUCGGCCAGCAUGAGCAAGUUAUCUUUUCGUGCUCGGGCGCUCGAUGCCUCGAAACCCAUGCCCGUGUUCAAGACAGAGGACCUGCCGGAUUUGCCGGAUUUUUCGGCCAUCAACCGUGCAGUGCCUCAAAUGCCAACGGGGAUGGAGAAAGAGGAGGAAUCGGAGCACCAUCUACAGAGAGCCAUUUCAGCACAGCAAGUGUAUGGCUCAGCCAACCAACUGGUCAUUCCAACACCAGACUUUGAGACCUCAGUCAAUUAUUAUGAGGACCUGUAUGAUGCAUCCUACAAGCAGCCCAAACAAUACGUCCAUGUUCAGCCCCUUAGUAUGGAGCAGGACAUUCCGGACUAUGACAUGGAUGCUGAAGACGAAGAGUGGAUGCGGAAACACAGCAAAACCUUCGAAAUCACAAAGCUCCAGUUUGAAGAGAUGAUGGACAGACUAGAAAAGGGGAGUGGCCAACAGGUGGUGACAUUGAAAGAGGCUAAGCUUUUGUUGAAGGAGGAUGAUGACCUCAUCAUAGCAGUCUAUGACUACUGGCUCAACAAACGUCUCAAGUCAAUGACUGGCUGCGGAUUGAUGCCCAAUGUGAGGCAAGAGAAACGGGAUGGUUCAACCAGCAACAAUCCCUACGUUGCCUUCCGCAGGAGAACAGAGAAGAUGCAGACAAGGAAGAACAGAAAGAAUGAUGAAGCAUCUUAUGAGAAGAUGCUCAAACUGAGGAGAGACCUGAAUCGGGCUGUAACGUUACUGGAGAUGGUGAAAAGAAGAGAAAAGAGCAAAAAAGAAGCCGUCCACUUAACAUUGGAGAUAUUUGAAAAGAGAUAUCAAAUGGACGACUUAAGUGGCACCAUUCUAGCAGAGUGUGAAGAGCUGAGCAAACGGCAGCCAUCAUUCACUAUCCCUGCAAUACCCAACGGCAGCCAGUAUGGCCCAUGGUCCAUGAAAACGGAGGAUGGUCUGAAGAAGAAGCGAGAAUACAAGAAGAGGAAACACAAGGAGGAAAAGAAACUACGCCAGGCAUCUGUCUCCUCCAUGGGAGAGAUAGAGCCACCUCGCUUUCCUGAUAUCAGAAGCUCAGAGGAAGAGCUUUCCCCACAGGUGCAAUCAACGUCAGACCAUGAAGAGGAGGCUGAUCCUGAUGGUAUCUUUGCCUUCCGUCGCAAGAAAGGCUGCCAUUAUUUGGCUCCUCAUUCAGACCUAGUGCAAGGGUGGCCGUGGUCAUUGGAUCCACCUAAAGGUACAACAGACCACAGGUAUCGCUACAGCUGUACAUCACUGAAAGAGCCUAGGCGAUGUGUGGGGCUGGCUAGGAGGAGGGUCGGUAGGGGAGGAAGGAUCCUGCUUGACAGAGCAUGGACACCUUUCGAGAAUUACAAACAGCUAGAUGAUGCCUUGUCAAACACCUCUGACCUGCCGGUAUCGCCGCUUCGGUCGCCAUCCGCAAGCUCAUCACAAACAAGUCUUCCACUAAGUUUUCUUCUUGAAGAGAUCAGGGCCAAAAGAAUGCUGCACUACAGACCAAAGACACCCCCACCAGCACCCCAGCAAGCUCCUACCACCUCACUGACACCCCCGCUGUCCAAGUCGCAAGCUCCCAUGGAGGAAAGCAUCAACUCCCUCCUGCAACACAGCCGUACCUUCGCUGCCAUUGAGACCCCUAGCAAGCUACCCCAGCAGAUGCUGAUGGAGAGUGAUAGUACAGCAGACAGUGAUACAGCAGGCCCCUCCUCCUCCCAACAAACACUGCCCUCAUUGGCCUCGGCUGCCGAGACCGACACCAUCAGCCCAUUGCUUGAGUCUCAGGAUUUGCAAACCCUUGAGGUGGAUGUUGUGAACUCUGACAGCUCCUCAGACUUGAACACGUCCUUUGGCUCGCUGCCAACAUCUCGAUUCACCCUGGAGCCUAGCCGAGAGUUAAGCAAGCCCAAGUCAGCUAUCGUAGACCCAUUGCCUGUUUUAGUGUCACCAUCGAGCAUUGUCGGAGUCAAGGAGAAUCAUAACAAUUCUGCAGCAAACACCUUGUUGAACCACAAGGCUGUCAUAGAAGCUUCUACCAAAGUUCCCACUGGUCAUUCCACGGCACCAGCCGCUACAGUACUACAGCUAAACUAUCCCCUAGGAGCCACCAAGACCACCACUCCCUCUACAACCACACCUGUUACAACCACGCCUAGUAUGACCACACCCAGCAAUGUGAAUGCCGUGGAUGGGUUGGCGAUGACAAACUCUCUGGACGUUGUAUCGCAGUCUUUGUCAGAUGGUGGCACCGGCAGUGAGGCCUUGAGAAAAGGCAGUCUAGAUAGGCAGAGGACUAGAUUGAACUUGGAUGGCACCAAUGUAGUGCCGUCCACAGCACAGAGUGUAUCACUUGCUAAUGCUGUCAAGCGGAUUUCCCAAGCAAACAAUAUCGACGUUAUAUCAAGAGACAAGCAUGAAGACGCCAAUCAUUCACUAGAUGGCGGGGCCUGUAUACCCAACAACAAGUCUGUCGUUAUGGAGGUCACGUGACCCACGUGGUUCCCUCUGGCUUGAUGCUAACCUGGAGAUGACGUGCCAUCCGCAGCAGGCAAUGUGUUCAGUAAUUGCAGUGUAGAGGUGUGAAGGUAAUAAGAAAAUAUACGAAGACCGGACAUCAGAGAACCACAGCUACGCAUUAUCUGUCCUCAUCCAAUGUCUAUUCUUAAUCAUUCACUCAAGAUCUUUAAUACUUGAUCGCUGCUUUGCAGUAAUUCUUGGCAAGUCUUUACACCAAAUGUAUCAGAAACAAUAGUUCCGAAAAUAUAUGUAUCAAUUUGUUUGGUGCGUACAAAGAUAAGCAUCUAGGUGAAAUGUACUCUGACUGUGAAGGAAAUUUAAAGAUGGUUUUUAUUGAUCCUAUGGAUGGGAGGGGGUUAGUUUGGGAUCAUUUGUCAAAAUGCACAAAGUCUUUUUCCAAGAGACAUUAUUUUACCUGUUGUACAAAUUGCAUAAACAUGCAUAUCUUUAAUAUUGGUUGGACUUCGGAUCGUGAGUUUUACGCUACCAGAAUUUAGCCAUUUUAUCUUCAGAAAAUUUGCUUUAAAAAUCUCAUCAAUUUGCGAUGAAAAUUUUUUUUUCUGUGAGCUAAAUCUCAAUCUAUAUAAUUUCUACUAUUCUGUGUAUGGUUUAUAAGAGGCAGAAAAGACUGGUACCUCAGACUUUGUUGCCCUUAUCAACUGUGUUGUGAAUGUAGGGAACCUGAUUUAAGAGAAGCUCAUUCAUGUCUAAGGUAGCAUUUUCUUGGUAAAAUACCAUCUCUAUUAUCAUUCACAAAAGCCUUCAAAUUUCACAUGGAGGUUUAAAGGAUAUUGUUGGAUUUACGGAAGUUAAGGCCAGUCACUAUUACUUUUCAUGGUGUUUGAUGCCAAUGGAAAGUUAAUGGUCACUUGUGUACAAAAAAACUUGCCGUUUGCAUUCUUGCACAGCGGUAGAAUUUCUGAAGAUUGAGGAUGGUUUCUAGCAAAAUUAUGUGCAAAAUGCUGUGAAAAUAAGGAUUAAUGACAAAAAAAAAUUUAAAAAAUAAAAAUCUACAAGUGUCAUGAAAAGUGUUUUGGAUCUUAAAAAAAAAUUAUAAAAAAAAGUGGAACCCUCCAAUUAGCUGUAAGAUUGUCGUUUUGACUUUAAAGUGUCUGGUAUAAAUGUGGUAUGAAUUGGCACAAUUGGAAUUGACAUUUAUUAAAAUGGAGGGAAAAAAUGUAUAUCACAAGCAGGGUAUGUAUGUAGAGAAUUGCAAAUUUGAUCCAUUGUGGUCAGCAUUUAAAAUAUAUUCAGUGCCUUCUUGAGUUAUUAUGCAGGGCUGGCAUUAGUUGCAAGAUCACCUUGGGGGGAUUCCCCAACCCCACAAAAGGGAGGAUUCCGCUAUCAAUGGAACAGGCAAUUUGGCUGUUCUAUCAAACCAAGUUAUAAACAUAGCCAACAAAUAAAGUGGAAAUGUGUACUGUUUUGGUCUAGUUUCCUGAAGUUUCCUGAAGUUAUCUUGACCUAACUAACAGAAAAUAUAACUUCAGGGCCUUCACAACUAUUCAGACAGGCGUUGAAUAAUCAGGGACAAAUCCUACUUGGGUUUUCCAGAAGGCUGGACAGUCAAUCAGUGGUGACCUCUUGAACCAAGAGAGGCUUACUAAAGUCCCAAGUGAUCCUUCACACCAAGAUUCUGUGCAGCGCACAUUUACCCGCCUGUACUGUGUGCAAUUGUACAUGUUAUAUUUAUUCAAAUAGAUUAAUGGAAAAGAAACACUUAAUUAUUCCAAGUCUCUUAUUGGCAGCUUCAGGACAAAUUCUGUCAUAAAGAGCUAUAGGAAUGUAUUUUAAUGCACACAAUUCUGUAGCCUGAUUGGUUACCAUAAUUGAGGUAUUGGCUGUCACAGCACCGAGUGCAGCCAUCUUGAUCUAGUAUCCUGAAGACUGAACUUCUGCAAUUUUCCCAACAUUGAUUGGCACCAACUUAUUAUUUAUAAAUUCCAUUUUAGGCUUGAAUUUUAUAUUAAGAAAACAUGGUUGUAAUCUGAGAAAGAUGUGGUCUGACUGUGCCAUUCAUUUAGAAUGGCAAAAAGCCUUUUAAUAUUACGAAACUAUUGAGUAGAACAAUUUAUCUUGUCUUGGAAUGAUUGGAGCAAGGUAUUUAGUCAGAAGAAAGGUGCACUUGAACAAAAGUUUCUCAAAAAAAAUUAAAAAUAAGAAUGGACAUUGGAUUGGAUCGGUUAAAAAGUUAAGAGCUAGCUGUCUUGUCGUUAAAGCGUUGUGUAUUGUUGGUAUAAUGAAAACCAUACUUAAAGCGGGUUUGUACUAAAUUAAAAAUUAUAGGCAUUUUUUAACUGGUGGCAGACAUGCAUAUUUAAUGUAAGUCACUAUGUAUACAUAGUGUGUAAGGCCGGUUUCUCUCUCCCUCCACAGUCUGGUAUUGCUCUUUCUUUUAUCUUUGGUCUUUAAUUAUCUUGAGGUAGUGUCAAAUAAAAUGGAAUGUGGAUGAGUGUUCAUGGUAGGGGUUCCAGAUGCAGUUCAAUAAAACACUGCAAGUGUCAGUGUGGUGGGCUGAUGGUCUAAUGGUUUUUUUUUUUUACCAUGCAGUGUAGUUUGGUUGGUAUAGUGUAUAGAUGAAGUUCAUCUCAGUCCAUGUCAUUGAUCACUAGUCACAUUGAGCAGUGUAGUGAAUCGGGGCUCCAAUAAGAGAAAUCCUCUGGAGUGAGCCACCUAGUGAUAUCGCUGGUCCUGUGAUUAACCUGGUGGCAAGUCUAGUGGUCUUUGUGAGUUUAGCCUCACACAGUGCACUGAUCUUACCAUGGGCGUACCGUGAAGCAUUUAGAGUCCCACACCCAGUUUGUAGCAACUGAAGCAGCUCUUGUGGAGAAAAGUAUUCAUUAAAAUGUAUUUACACUAAGUAAUGCUUACUUUGUCAAUAAGGUUUUAUUUUCAUCAUGCAAACCCCAAAUGGAAACUGACUAGGUGCAAUUAUUAGAAUUAAUAAAGUUGAAUAAAGAAAUUGACUUGUACGGGGUUUGAAUCUACGACCUCCAGAAUACCAUACCGGUACUCUACCCACUGAGCCAUCCAGCUGGCCAUUCCCAAUUUGUCAAUAUCUUUGUUCAAGGGCACUUUAUUUGCAUGAAUUUUAUACAGUGAUCUCAGAAAAUUGUUUGCCUUCAGUCAAGAACAUUUUGUUGUCUCCUCACUUUUUCCACCAGGGUACUUAUGCAAGAAGUCACUAACUUCAGCCUUAUGGAUUUUUAUUUGGUUUAAAAACAUCCAACAAAAAAAAUCCACUUAAGCACAUAUAUUGCAGUGGCCAAAUAUACUGACAUUAUAUGGUUAGUAUGAAUGUUGCCAUAACCUUGACGCUGUAUUCAAUUCAUAAACAACCUGGAAAAAAACCUUAUCUGAAAGUCUCUUAGUAAACCCCUCAUGCUAACCACACAAUUUUCUGUUAACGGAAACCUUUGUCCAUUUAAAGGAGAAUGUAAGCAGUAGAACGUAGCAAAGAGCAUACUUAGUUCAGAAGCAGAAUGUGUUUAAAACAUGCUUGAAGUAUAAACAUGCCUUCAAACAACAAUUGGUAUUGGAAAGUUAAUAAUCCAAGGCUGUGUAUGUAUUUAUUCCUCGGAGAGAGUUGUAUCUUGUGUUUAUUGGCAUGUCUUAACUCGGCAGAUAAUCAACAAUGUUUUACUAACUAUGGUGGGAAAGAGACUCCAUGGCCAGUUUUAAAGGAGAGCAGACCAUUCUGCUUCUCUCAAUCUUUUCUCCCUCUUGUUUUUUUAAAACAAUUUGUGAAUGUGUGGGAGGAAAAAUGAAUAAGUAAAUGUGAUAUUCUGUACAAAUUGUAAAAUUUUAUACUCAGAGGGAACUGUUGGCUCGUCACUGAAUCCUAUCACGACGUAUUAUUGCAGUUUGCUGUGUAAAUAGUAUUGUAUUUUUUUUCUCCUCCUUGAUUGGAGGAAUUUAGAAGUGGAGGAAUUAAUAAAAUAUACUAAAUAUGAGAAUUUGCAUACUGGGUGACACACUGA